Messenger RNA from Macaca mulatta (Rhesus monkey), 6782 nucleotides. NCBI's taxonomy places the organism in Eukaryota, Metazoa, Chordata, Mammalia, Primates, Cercopithecidae. The record is from RefSeq and is a predicted model, not a curated record.
UUUUUCUCUUUUCCGCCUGCCAGCUGGAGCGAUAUGGCUCCUGCAUGAGCUGCUUGUACUGAAGGCUGUUCAGCAAGAAAUUCGUGUGAAAUCGUAGCAUGUGAUGCUCCUGGUUGGAGCAGUUAAUAACUGGUUAAGCGGCAUUUCCCUAAAUGGCUGUUUUCCUCGGCCCAGCCGUCUCUCCUCCAUCCCAUUGCUCCCCGGUCCUCAGCAAUGCCCCAACUCCCUCCCGGAACCUCUCGCUCUGAGCCCCCCGCCAGCGCCGCAAUCCCGCCACUGUAUUGUGCUCCUCGGCACCGAGCGAUCUGAUCCGCCGAGCCAGAAAGACACCCGAUGGGGGAGAGAACCAAAGUGGAAAAAAACCGACGUCCCUGCUCUCCAGAAGGGAGACCCCGGCGGCGCCGCGGUGCCCUGAGCCCUCCGCGGCCGCCCGGCGCGAGCUCCCGGGCGGGGCGCUGUCCAGCGCGCACAGAGUUAAAGGCAUCAUCGCAGCCAUUAGAGGGAAAAGUUGCGGCGCCGCGAGCCCAGCGAAGUCCUCAGCCCGCCCCACUUGCCCACUCCCCACUUCCCGAGCCGGCUCCGUGUUUAGGGAGGGCAGUGAUCACGCAAGCCGGAGCGGCGGGCUGACGUUGGACGAGCUGCCAGGUAGCUGGAAGCAGGCAGCCAGGCAGCCGAGACACUUCGCAGCGAUUCCAGCCUGGGCUCCGCUGGAAGCCUCGCUGAAUCCCAGCCAGCUGGUUCUAACCUUCCAGAAUCGCAGUCCCUUCUCCCCACAGCCAGCCCUCGCCGAGCAAGCAGCAGGAUGUUUGCAGUGUCGCGCCCAGGGCUCUGAGACAGAGCCUGCCAUCCACUCGCACGCCUUUCUUUCAGGGCUUUUCGGCUGUUGGCUACACUGAUGUGACCCCCCCUCCCUUUUUGGAAUGAUGGGGAUCAUUUUGGCGUAUGUUGGAUUUGUUUUCUUUUCCGUUUUAUAUGUACAACAAGGGCUUUCUUCUCAAGCAAAAUUUACCGAGUUUCCGCGGAACGUGACGGCGACCGAGGGGCAGAAUGUGGAGAUGUCCUGCGCCUUCCAGAGCGGCUCCGCCUCGGUAUAUCUGGAGAUCCAGUGGUGGUUCCUGCGGGGCCCGGAGGAAAUGGAGCCCGGGGCCGAGGGGGCCGGCGCGCAGGUGGAGCUCUUGCCAGACAGAGACCCGGACAGCGACGGGACCAAGAUUAGCACAGUGAAAGUCCAAGGCAAUGAUAUCUCCCACAAGCUUCAGAUUUCCAAAGUGAGGAAAAAGGAUGAAGGCUUAUACGAGUGCAGGGUGACUGAUGCCAACUACGGGGAGCUUCAGGAACACAAGGCCCAGGCCUAUCUGAAAGUCAAUGCCAACAGCCAUGCCCGCAGAAUGCAGGCCUUCGAAGCCUCUCCCAUGUGGCUGCAGGAUAUGAAGCCCCGCAAGAACGCCUCUGCAGCCGUCCCCAGCAGCAUCCAUGGCUCUGCCAACCAACGAACGCACUCCACCUCCAGCCCUCAAGCGGUAGCCAAAAUGCCCAAACAAAGUCCACAAUCAGUGCAUGCCAAGACAUUCAUGAGCACCAGAGCCAAGCUGGCGAGCUAAUUAAAUAUAUAUAUGUAUGUGUUUAAAACAGCCUAAUAAGGAGCGUUGGAAAUCUUCAAGAUGAGCGAAUAUCUUAUAACUUCUUCCGCAGGUGCGAGGAUAGCUACAAGCCAUGGACUUUCUGUCCUGCUUCUUGUUUGUGGCUUUGUGAAGGGUGCUUUGCUUUAAUCUAAAGUGCUGACUUUUUUCCAAUAUCACUUUCUCUUCUUAAAGCAAAGAGCAAAUCGCCUGUAAAAUCUACGGAGCGGACAGCAAAGUUGACCCUAAACUCCAAGCACCACCCUGCACCCACUGUACUCUAAUUCACUACACAAGGAGCACCUGCUUCCGGAAGCAUAAAUGAAGAGGCUAUCACAUGCUUUGUUGAUCAUAUUUUCUUUGGCAAAACACUGAUCUUUUAUUUUAAGAGAAUUAGUGUGAAGCGAUAGAACGUUUUCUAAUAGCAAGAUCUAUUUUUUUCCCUUUUCUUUCGGCGACUAAAAUCAUCUCACUGACUGCUCGAGGGUUGGCCUGAAUGUCAUCAGGAUAGGGAAUAUUUACUAUGGAUACCACUGAUUUCCUACUAAAGGACCCAGUAUCUUCAGGAAGCAAACAGAGAUCAAAACGCUACAAAACAGAAGCUAUCAUCAAACAAAACCCCCUUUUUAGGGCAAGAACAAAACUAUCAACACUGCAAGUCAACAAGGAGGACAUUACUUUAAAUAAGGAAUAACACAAGAAAGAAUUUUUUUUUAUUUUCCCCUUUUUUCUUGGAUUUUUCUUAUUUUUCUUAAUUACAGUUCUUAUUCAAUGGUGGCAAGUGCUGGUUAUGGCCAAUCUCCGUCAAUCCUAGGAGGUUUACAGAACUACAUUUUGAGUGUUCUAUAUUUCAAUGUAUUUUAAUUCAUUUUGCAAUUCCUGUAUAUGCAAACCUGACAAAUUCUGUAAAUUGCUUAUAGUAUAUGUGCUAUAACUUCAAAGUAGAUGUACUGCGACCCUCAUGCAAGCUAAUUUUUAUCAUUAUAUAUAUAAAUAUAUACUUAAGAAUAUCUACGUGUUGGGCCACUGACCAACUUUUUUUGACCAAGUGUUUGUUUUUCGUUGAUAAUUCAUACACUCCGUGAAUUUUGUAAUCCAUUGUUUCACUUCCACAGGUUUGACAGCUGCAGAUGGUCUCUGUUGUCCUCUGCUUCAUUCUGGAAAGUGCAUAUUCAAAAUUGUAUCAGUCUCUGAUCGAUUAAUUAAUUUUGUUACAUCUGUGCUAAGUUGGAAUUUGCUAUGUUCCUUUAUACAUGGGAUAAAGGUUUAUUGAGGUUUGAGAGUCUCUUGACUCGGAAGAAUGUACACUCUCUGGUUUUGACAGCUAUUUCUGUAUUAUUAUCAUUAUACUCUUGUCAAAUAGAAAUGUUGCUUCUAGAAAAUUUGCCUUGGAGGUGAAUGUGGGGAAGGUGAAGCACUCACCAUAAUUCCCAAAAUUCAUGUUAGAACAUUUCUUGCUAUGGCUAAAAAUGCUGCUUUCUUUGACCUUUAUGAAUUUCUGUACCUUUGUCAUUCUGUUAUUUGCUGCUAAUUAUAUUUUAAUGUCUCCUAAUUAAAAAUUAAAAUUUGGUUGUUGGCUAAAUACAAUAUGCAAAAGAUGAUGGCAGGUCCCUGACUAAAGAAGAUUAAUGUGUUCAGUUUUCACUGGUUAAGUGAGUUACAAUUUUAAAUAUUCCAUUCUUAUUUUUGGCUUUAUGAUAAUUCAGACUACUUUAUUUUGAACCUGUUUCCUACUCUGGCAAGAAAGAUAGGCAGAAAUAUUAAAGUGUUCCAUAUACAUUAUGGAAUAGAUAGAGCUUGAGAGAUAAAUGACCUAAGUUUUCCUUCCAGAGAGAUUCUUCCAUGUUCUCUCAUUACAAAACCAGAAGAUCAGAUAUGUGGGGCCAUCAGCUCCCAGCCUAAGGUCCUAUAACCCGAAGCUUGAAGGCAAUCAGUACCUCUGCUUUUCAAAGGUAAAUGCAUUCAUUUUCUUUGAUUCAGUUAUAAGCAAGUAUAUAUUUUCAUAAUAUUCUUGACAUUACCUGAGAAAUAAUAUUUCAUGCUAAAUCUUUUACUGCCAUUUUUCUCAUUCAUUUGGUUUAUCAUUUCAGUUUAAUGAGAAAAAUUAAUAAAGGUUUUGACUGCGCUAUUUUAUUAAUCUAGAAAUGUAUUUUCUUUCAAAGUUUAAUACUUAAAAAUGCAUAAAAUAAUGGUAAGAUAAACACCAUCUAUUAAGUUUAGCUGGGCCUUAAAGAUUGCAUACAUUAAAGCAUAAGUAUAUUGUUUCAAGUUCAGUCAAAUUGGAAAAAAUCUACAUGUAAUGUACUUUUACUCAAAAUUUAGGUCAUGAGGUUGGUCAUUUCUAAAGCAACAAAGACUUGUACCUGUAUCAGCAAUGUUUGCCAUGCUCAUAAUCAAAUACAUAUGCUAGUUUGGAAUGAGCUACUGGCUCAUUGUAUUGGUGUCCAAAAGAAUGACGAUUUAUCUGUCACUGUGCCACCAAGAGUCCAACUCACUGGCCACUUUGAGAAAGAACAUGGUGCACUAUUUGCUUCAAACUCAAGAAGUUAAUAUGGAACCUUAAAAACUGGAACAGAAACGAAAACAAAUUAAGGAGAUCUUUCAGAGAUUUUUAACCUUAUAGUUUGUCUCUGCAAGUAUAACUUUGUAAAUAACCAUAACUAUGAACAUGAAUAAAGAUUUAAAAAUAAGUUAGCAGACAUUCUCAACCUUGUUUCCAAGAUUAUGUAAUGUUUAUCAUAAGAGAGAAUCCUAAAAUAUUAAAAUUGCUUACUUGAAUUUAAGUCGAAUGCUUUUGCUCUUUCUUAAAGACUUAUAAAUUGCUUGCAAUAAAAUAAUGCAAAUGAAAACAGAUGAGGAUAAAAUAAUAAAAUAAGAUAAAAAUUAUUUAAAGCAAAAGCCGCUAGACGGGGUUAGUAAAUAAGCUUAGUGGAGUUCGUGAACCCACUGAAAUUCCAUGUAUAUUUUUGCAUAUUUGUUUUAUGGAGAUGGUCCUUCAUAUGGCCAAUCAAUUCAUUGAUUCUGAGUGAUUUGAUUAUGAUUUGCUGGCCUAAAAGAAGAAUGUUUAGAUGAUUUUGAGCAUCUAAGAAAACCUGAUAAUUAUCAUUUUGAACUGGUUUGCCUUAAAGUUCUUGAAUAUAAUUUAGGAAGAUAUGCUAAGGCACACAUAUGUGUGGGUGUGUGCAGGGGGGACAAAAAAACACAUUUUUAAGUUCAGAAAAAAAAAUUAUUGCAAUUUGUUAACAGCAUAGACUAAUGAUACAGGAUGAUGGUGGCUGAAUUUUCAGGAAUAGUAAUGUAAUUUUGCAAUGGAUACGUAGAUGCCAUUCAAAUAAAUGGUUCUGUUAUUUAUCCUAUAUUUUUUUAAAGUGAAAAUAGUAAACAUAACUUAGUUUGUAUAAGAAAAAAUUAUUGCAGGAGGUCAAUGCAACCUGUCUGAGAUAACACAUAAAACUCUGAUGAUUAUAUUUUGGAGUUAAGACUAUGAAGCUAAAAAAAUAUGUGUGCACAUAAUUUCAAACAUUAGGCCCAAGUAAUUUUAUUUUCAGAACUGCUCACUAAUUAUGGGAGCACUCAGUGUUUCAGGAAGUGUGAAGACUUCAGGGUUUCAGCAAUGAAAUUGAUAAGGCUCUUCCCUAGAUCUAGGGAGAGAUAGUAAACAUUUAAAAGCAAGAACAUGUAAGAUACUGAUACAUUCUAAGAAGAAAACCCAAUAGGAUGAUAUACAGGGGUGUGACCCUGUAUCUCAGGGAGGUCAGAGGAGGCUGCUCCGUGGAGGUGAUAUUUAUGCAAAUCUGAAUGAUAGGAAGCCAGGCAAGAUAUCUGGGAGCAGAGCCUUACAGGGAAAGGGAAGGACUUGUGGAAAACCCCAGAGGCGAAGUCCAUCUAGGCUUGCUCAAGGACGAGAAAGAGGACAAGAGCAUUAAGUGUGGGGAGAGUGGCGAGAGGCAAGAUCAUCAGGCAAGGGCGCCUUAGACAAGACCACACCAAUGGGAGAGCACAGGACAGAGCAGGAGUGUGUGGAAAUUCCAACAUGAAUGACUUGCAAAAUCAGGACACAGGCUCUCUCCCCAGCCUGACCUCUUCUAGUGCUUAACUAACUUGUUAGCAAAACUGCUUGGGGCACAGCACUGAGUCUUCCAGCCAGGCUGCCCCUUUGUAUUGACAUGGCAGGGAUACAGGAGGCAGUAGAGACUAACUUUCUAGACUUACAAUGUCUCUCGAAUUACUAGAGACAUUCUAUGCUGAUUUACAAUUGAUCUGGCAAAGAAAGAUAGGCAGAACUAUUAAAGUGUUCAAUUUCCUUCCAGAGAGAUUCUUCCAUGUUCUCUCAUUACAAAACCAGAAGAUCAGUUAUGUAGGGCCAUCAGCUCCCAGCCAAAGGUCCUAUAACCCGAAGCUUGAAGGCAAUCAGUACCUCUGCUUUACAGUUGAUCACUUUGAGGAGCCAAAGCAAAGAGCGAAAGAUUGGGACCACUUUGAGUGGACGUGGCACUGAACUCGUUGUAAUAACUACAAAUGCAAUUCAAAAUAAAAGCAGGAGUAUAUAAAUUGAAAGGGUAGGUGGACAGAAAGAAGAGACUGACUCCUAGACAGGUGCUGAGAAAGCAGUGUAAUUAAAAAGGUAAAGGAAGGAAAGAAGCUACAACAUGUACACCACACACACACGUGUGCACACACACACACACACACGUUAUCAGAUAUUCAAAAAAAUUAGAUCUUAGACCCCACAAUACAAACCCUAGAGGACAAUGGAUUACAGUCUUGUCAGGGAGAAAUAUUGUGAUAAAAUCAUUGCAUACUUAGCUAUGUUUUCAUUGUUAAAGAAAUAAACAGACCAUUUUGAGGUAGUUAAAGCUCAGAGGAGAAUAGCAUGUAUUUACUCGUCUUGAAAUCUAUGUCGGCUUUAUGCUCCAGCUAAGAUAGGAAUCAAAGGUGAGGUUGAAAAUAAAUAGGCAUAAUAUAAACUGUCCACCAGAUUGUGUUAAAUCUAAAGAAUGGGUCAGUAUUUUAUUGUAUCUCACUCUAUGUGAAAAGAAACAAAAGUUUCACCAAAUAAUACCCUUAUUUUGUAUAUGCAGUGCAUUAUAAUAUUUUCUAUUUUGUCCUGUCUCUUUUUUUGUUCAUGCUUGACACAAAACAUUAAAUUGGUUUUGCAACCUA